AUGUACAGCGACGGCGAAACUCACGACGCUCCUCAGAGCCAGAGGAAAAUCCCCCCUGCAUCCUCCAUGUUGUGGGUCCGCAACCUCCGCCGUUUCAUAGGAUCUGGUGCCGGUCUCGGAUCCGAAGCUCUAAUGGAGCUUGAAACAAAAAGAAUCUUGCUUGACAUUUUUAAAGAAAAGCAGAAGAAAAGCGCUGAAGCUGGUACAAUUCCCAGUUUCUACAAGAAGAAACCCGAAGAGGGAUCAAUCAGUCAUAGAGUCCAGAGAUUGGCUAAGUAUCGUUUUUUGAAGAAACAAUCAGGUCUUCUUCUGAAUGCGGAUGAUUUGGAUGCAAUGUGGGUGUGCUUAAGAGAAAAUUGUGUCAUCGAUGAUGCAACUGGUGCAGAAAAGAUGAAUUAUGAAGAUUUUUGCCACAUUGCCUCUGUAUGUACAGAACAAAUAGGUCCUAAAUGCCGUCGAUUCUUUAGUCCUUCUAACUUCAUGAAGUUUGAAAAAGAUGAGCAGGGAAGAAUUGCCAUUCUACCAUUUUACCUUUACGUGAUGCGUACGGUUUCACUUACACAGGCAAGAAUUGAUAUGAGUGAGCUUGAUGAGGAUUCUGAUGGUUUCCUUCAGCCACAUGAAAUGGAAGCCUAUAUACGAGGUCUUAUACCCAAUUUGGCACAGUUACGUGAAAUCGACCCAGGCUUUGUUCCAAUGUAUUGUCGUAUUGCUGCACACAAGUUCUUUUUCUUUUGUGAUCCUCAUCGACGAGGAAAAGCUUGCAUCAAGAAGGUGCUGCUUAGCAAUUGUCUUCAGGAAUUAAUGGAGCUUCACCAGGAAAGUGAAGAAGAAGUAACAGACACAGAACAGGCCGAAAACUGGUUCUCUUUGACUUCUACCCAACGUAUAUGUGACAUAUUUCUUGCUCUUGAUAAAGAUUCAAAUGGAUCAUUGAGCAAGCAAGAGCUGCGAGAAUAUGCAGACGGGACUCUAACUGAGAUUUUUAUCGAGAGAGUGUACGAUGAACAUAUUCGCCGUGGAAAGAGUGGUGGUGGAAAUGUCCGGGAGAUGAAUUUCGAAAGUUUCUUGGACUUUGUUCUGGCUUUAGAAAACAAAGACACUCCAGAAGGCUUGACAUACUUGUUUCGUUGCCUUGAUCUUCAAGGCAAGGGUUACCUUACUACUGCAGAUAUUCACUCUCUUUUCAGAGACGUACACCAUAAAUGGAUUGAGGGUGGCAACUAUGAACUUUGCAUCGAGGAUGUCCGAGAUGAAAUCUGGGACAUGGUUAAGCCAGGAGAUCCUCUCAAGAUAACAUUGGCUGAUCUAUUAGGCUGCAAACAGGGUGGAACUGUAGCCAGCAUGCUCAUAGACGUGCGUGGUUUCUGGGCUCAUGACAACAGAGAAAACCUUCUACAGGAAGAAGAAGAACCAGAAGAAGAAUAA
Vicia faba (fava bean) is the source of this 1428-nucleotide messenger RNA. Lineage: Eukaryota; Viridiplantae; Streptophyta; Magnoliopsida; Fabales; Fabaceae. The record is from the annotation of a GenBank genome assembly.